UUUACAAACUGAGAGAGAGAGCGCGCCUGGAAGCCCAAGCGGAGUGUCGCUCACAGUAGCCGCCGACGACUACAACAGCGCGAGAGAGCUUGUGUGUGUGGGAGAAAGAGAGACAGGGAGACAAGCGGGCCAAAGACAGCAACGUUGUUGACGUUGACAUCAACAACCACAACAAUAACAGCGACGACAACAGUGCAGUGUCUCUCUCCCCCUCUGCCUCCGCCUCUCUGGGGACGGCGGCUGUCUGACAACGACGUCCUCCAGGCCUUUUGACGAAAUGAGAUAUGGGGGUGCCGGAGACAAGCGAAGGACCUAGCCGACUGGGGAAGUGAACGUUUGCCUCGUUGCCGCUGCCUUUGUCUGUGCCUGAUUUUUUGUUUUGUUUCUUAAAUAUAUAUAUUAUUUCGGUGGGCAGAGGACGGACGGAGGGAGCAGAUGUUUUUGGUGGAGGAAGGCGAGCGCAAGAGACGAGUAAGAAAAACAAACCACACGCACUGUACGCGCAAAUGACACACACGAGCGCGAGCGCGCACGUAGACCCACAUAGAGGCACACGGAGACACACACACUCGCCUCGCGCAUGAGCCAGAUACCAAUCACAGCUUGAGAGGUGCCUUGGCGCUGUGUCUUGUCCUUUGUUUCCAGAUUUUGGCUGAGGCCCGUCCGACCGACCGUCUGCGCUGGUUUGGGAAUACCCCCUUGUCAUUGAACCAACCCUUCGCGCAGCGGCAGAAGCGAGGUAGACGGAAAAGAGGAAGAGGAGAAAGGGAGGAAUAGACAGGAACAGAAAGAGAGAGGGAGGACGACAAGACGUGUGCGGAGGGCAGAAAGCCUUGCCUUUUGUCAGAAGCUGUGAAGGAGAACAAAGCAAUGACUGUUGCCAGCUUAUUGCACUGAAUUCUGCCAGACUUGGCACUAUGUCAUUGUGAUUUUGUUGUAGUCCUUCACUGGAUACAACGCCACGAGAAGUCGUCUCUACGUGUUUCGCGACAAUUUUAGGUGUUUACCUCGUCGUAAAAUAGCUGCAUGACAUUGCCCACAUACAGACACAGAUAAGAUAUAUUUUGUUGUUAUUGCUGCCCACGCUCGUGCGUUAACGUCGUCUCUCCGCAUUCUUCUUCGAGGAGCAUCGUCAACUUCGGUGGAGAUUCAAGGACGAACAAUACACAAUAACAAAACAGAGAUUCAUCGCGUUGUCACUUAGUCGUAACCGAAGCGGACCGCUGCCAAAAAUCACUGACCAAGAAGAGGAGACAAAGGAAGGGCAGAGGAAUACACCAAUAAAAACCAACAUUGCGGAUUAUACGAAACGACAACCAUAGCAACAAAACUUCAAGAGGAAUACUGAAGCUUUGGCGUCGCAUUUGCUCAGACCAAAAGGUUCUCUGUGUUGUUGUUGACAGUGAGCUUGGCUUUGAAGUGGCCCAACUCUGUUCCAAGGAACUCUGAUUAUACAUUUUGGGCGUUUUAUGUGGGUGAAAGACAGGCCAAACAAAGACAUUGAAAGAAGAGCUGGGAUUUCUUGACCUGGAGCUCUGCCUUGUUCCUUACAGAAAGUAGUUUCUGAAGGGGACCUGUCACCCCCACCCCCUUGCUACACACACACACACACACACACACACACACACACACACACACACACACACACACACACACACACACACACACACACACACACACACACACACACACACACACACAGAGAGACUGGCACCAUCACCACCAUUUCUACCCCUACCGCUACUAGCAAGCCUUCCAGCUGGAGCAGAAUUUACAGAGGCAGUACUGGGUGUCGGGUUUCAUGCAACCAUUCCAAUGGUGUAACGGAUGCCUCUGUAGUCUGGGAGUGCAGCGCUCGGACUGCGAGAUGACCCAGCCGGAGGAUGUGUACCACCUGCCCCUCAACGUCUACGUCAUCGUGCUGGGCAUCGGGCUCUUCGUAUUCAUGCUCAGCGUCAUCUUCUGCUGCUACCUCUUCAGGUUGAAACAGCAGGGGCCACGGGAGCAGUACAGCUACAACGAGGUGGUUCUGAAAGGGGCAGGCAAGAAGCUGUCUCUGCUUGGACAGCCGUGUGCAGUGUGCCUGGAGGAGUUCAAGAGCAGAGAUGAGUUAGGGGUGUGUCCCUGCUCUCACACCUUCCACAAGAAGUGCCUGCUGAAAUGGCUGGAGAUCCGCAGCGUGUGCCCCAUGUGCAACAAGCCCAUCCUCCGCCUCCAGGCAGCCGACGAGUCGCCCCCGCCCAGGGGGGCCGAGGGACCGCAGGACCCAGAGGAGGUCUGACCCUACCUGACCCCCCACCCGAUCCUGUGGUAGACCCAGACCUAACCCCAACCACCAGAUACAGCCCCCCACCCCCAACUCCACUCAGAACCAGAACCAGCCUCAGCCUGAGCUUCAGUGUAGCCACAGAGGUCUGACCUGAUCUGACCCGACCCCACCCGACUGGACCGGACUCAGCUUAACUCGACUCGUCCCAACUCAACUCCGAACCAGCCGAGGGGGCUCAAACAGGAGGUCUGAUCCAACUGGACCCAGACUAGAGCCAUUCUAACCUAACCUGACCCGUCCUAACCCAACUCAACUAAAGCGUAGAAAAGGGAGAUAUCCUCCGCGCACCUGUACUUCACAAUCUGACGUGUCACGGGAAAGGACUAGUCUCUUCCUUGCAAACUCAACUAAACUCAGAACCAGCUUGCGCCUCAGUGCAACCCCACACAACUCCUUUAGUGGCGACCUAAUCCCACCAUCCAAACCACUCCGGUCUUGUCCCACCCACCCAGACUAGAACUUGAACUGAACCGAAUCAAUGCAGCACAGCCAUGCAAACUGACCAAGAAAUGAAUCAGAAUCCAACAACUCAAUGGAUGGGCAGCCAUGGCAACUGCUGUGACCCACUGAUGACAUGCGUAACCACGGGAUGCAUACACGUCCCACCACACUAGUCACCACCAACAUCGAGUUAUAGUAGCUCCAAAUGGAUGGGAUUCAAUGACCGUGUGGGGAAAUGGCGGCCACUAGUGACUGGUGUGGCCAACUACGGACAGAGCUGUGGUGGGAUUCGCAUUGUUUACUGUACGGCGGCGACCUUGGGCCACUGGCCGGCCGACCGGCCAUGAGAAAUAAUUCUAGAGGAAAGGGUGAUGAGAGAUGGUCUUUUUAGAUGUAGGAAGAGCUUAAAAAAUAACUUUAAAAGUGUUACGAAACCAAGUGAAGAUGGGAACUUGAAAUAGCAGUGGGGUAGGUGGGAGGGUGGGGUUACCAGUAGUUGGGUUUUUGGGGAGUUGUAUUCUGUAAACUCUAAAAUAUGUGUGUACACACAAAGUUAGCAUGAGAUUUUAAUGAAAACUAUGUUAAAACACACAUACAGACGCACACAAACACACCUACCCACCACCCUUAAAUCAAGUGACCGCUUACUACUCUGUUGCACCCCACACUCAGACACAACACACCUAAACAAACAUAAACACUCAUGCACAACAUACCUCAACAGGCAUACACUCUCAUACACUCAGACACAACACAACUAAACAGACACAACACAAUUGUGCAAAACAUAAACACACAUACACGUUGUAACCAAUAACAAUCCAGUGUAAUAAAUAAAUUGGACUGCUCGGCUCACAAACACAUGGACUAGUGGUGACUGAGCCAACAACAUGCUAUGGUGACAUUCAAUAUAUCCCCAUGUAUCCCAAGAUCCUCUUUUAUGACCUCACUGGCUAACUAUGGAUGCCUGGAAGGGUCAAAAACAAUCUACAGUUUAUGAAGAAAAGAAAAAAAGACAGAAAAAUAAAUAAAAAGUAAUAAAUAAAGGAAUUGGGGAGUAAAAAAAAGAUAGAUGUAGAGGUAAUUCCCCCCCUCAUCUGUGACUUUAUGUAUGAGUUAGGGCCUUCGCAAGGCCAUCUUGUCUCUUCCUCUUCCAAGUUUCAUUUUGUAUCGUUUGACCGUUUUAAAAAUAAAAGUGUACUGUUUUUGUGGGUCACUCACUCUCUCUCUUCCUUUCUUAUACUUUUGCCCUCCUUCUUGUUUCAUUUUCGUUGCUUGUG
Messenger RNA from Engraulis encrasicolus (European anchovy), 4050 nucleotides. RefSeq lists its product as uncharacterized. The record is from RefSeq and is a predicted model, not a curated record. Bases 1802 to 2281 code for a protein of 159 amino acids. NCBI's taxonomy places the organism in Eukaryota, Metazoa, Chordata, Actinopteri, Clupeiformes, Engraulidae. The transcript has 6 exons.